GGAUAUGGUCUUCGUGUUGCGGUAUUCAUAGCUUGUUCGUUUUUGCGGGAUACUAUAAGAUUCUUGUGGACAUAGAUAAACUGAGUCACCGGGUAGAAUGCCUUCUGACAUAACAUCUCCGACACUGGCUUCUAUCACCUCCGGGAUUACACAGGCUCUCUGGACGCCCACUCAGGCUAUCGAGAAUAACCGUUACAUCAAAUACAGCCGCCUGGAGAAGCGAUCAGAACAUAGCCAUGCUAGCCCCAGCGAGAGAUACAGAACAGGAGUUUCGGAGUAUUGAGGGUAUCUUAUUACGUAUUACCAAACAUCGGUCGAGAGCACUGAGGGGCUGCAGUUGGGAACCCCCGCCGAUAACCGUGGGGUUCGGGGGUUUCCCGACAGAUAGCGCCAUUGCACAUGCCUAUCUGGUUCCUCUUUCAAUACAUGUUGCCCGAUAACGAUCAUCUCAUGUAUCGCCUCUUGGACUUAUCAGAGCAUACGACAUCGUGGGGUCCAUGCUAUCCAAACAUAUGCUCAUAAAACUAUCUCGAUCUACGUGCUUGCGACUAUCGAGCCCGACCCCUAAGUAUACAUACACAGUAAAUAAAGUGCAAGAGCAGAACAACAUGUCAACUACGGCAACAGCGACGGUUUCCGCCCCCGCACCGGCGCCGGCAAAGCUGAGUUCGGCACUGGACUCCGAGGACGCGGGAAGCGACAAGUUCAAGCGACUCCAUCAGAUCCCAGUCCCCGAAUCGAAAGAGGCUGCUCGACAAUGGCAGCUUGAGCAGAUGGCGGCUGCGUUUCGCAUCUUUGCCAAGUUGGGCUUCGCAGACGGAAGCAGCGGCCACAUCAGCCUCAGAGACCCUGUCCGACCUGACACCUUCUGGAUAAACCCUUAUGGAGUCCAUUUUGGCCUGCUCAAGGUGUCCGAUAUGGUCCACAUCGACGAGGACGGCAACCGCAUCGGUGGCGCCGACAAGCCGGUAAACACGGCCGGUUUCACCAUCCACUCCGUACUGCACCAAAGACGUCCCGACAUCAACGCGGCCUGCCACAUGCACAGCUCGUACGGCCGCGCAUGGAGCACGUUUGGACGGCCGAUCGAAAUGUUGAACCAAGAUUCAUGCAUGUUCUACAACGACCUCUCGGUUUACCAAGGUUUCGGUGGUGUCGUGCUGGCAAAGGAGGAGGGCGAACACAUCGCCGAUGCUCUCGGCCCCACCAACAAAAACAUCAUCUUGCAGAACCACGGUCUUCUGACGGCUGGAGGAACCAUCGCUGAAGCGGCGGGUUUCUUCAUCGCCCUGGAGCGCGCGUGUCAGACCCAGCUGCUGGUCGACCAAGCCACCGCACCUGGGACCAACGGUGCGGCGUACGGGUUGAAGAAGACGAUAGUCGGCGACGAGGAGGCUCAGUACACCAAAGAUGGAACCGGUACACCCGAAGUCAUGUACAUGCAGUUUGACCCAGAGUAUCAGUUGAUCCUGAAAGAGACUGGAGGAGACUUCCUCUUGUGAGGUUGCGGAAUAGCACGAGAGGUUUGUUGCCACAAUGCGAUGGCCAUGUGGCUGACGUUGCUCUAUUUGUAGCAAGCUUCCUCUCAAACAUAACGCCUUCCUGUCUAAACGAGCGGUGAGCAAGUGCAUGGUCCAUGAGAGCAGCUUCUGGUACACCUUAACCCUUACAGGCUGCCGUCCAAGCGAUAGAAGAAGACCGUCGGCAGGCAUUACGUGAAGUUGUAUGAUAAUUGUUUCCUCACGUUAGAUCCGUCUUUGAUUAUAGGUCUCACCGUGUUCAAGGGUGUUUUCUAUCGCUUAUAGACCAAUCAGAAACCAU
Messenger RNA from Colletotrichum navitas, 1821 nucleotides. RefSeq names its product class II aldolase and Adducin domain-containing protein. Lineage: Eukaryota; Fungi; Ascomycota; Sordariomycetes; Glomerellales; Glomerellaceae. The transcript has 3 exons. The record is from RefSeq and is a predicted model, not a curated record. Gene Ontology annotation, molecular function: actin filament binding. The coding region runs from base 498 to 1502 and encodes 334 amino acids. Gene Ontology annotation, cellular component: cytoskeleton.